UCUUUCCAGAGCCCAAAAUGUUGCGUGAUUAUCUUCAGGCCCUGAAAUCCUCAGAAGAGUCUUUAAGAGAGCAGCUUGAAAAGGCAAAGAAAAAGGAAGCUGCGUUCAUUGUAACAUUUGCAAAAUGAGAACAAGAGAUAGCAGAGUUGAAGUCUGCUGUGCGGGAUCUAAAAGCACAACUCAAGCCACCUUCAAUGCAGGCAAGAAGGUUGUUACUAGAUCCAGCUAUUCAUGAAGAGUUCACGCGUUUAAAGAAUUUAGUAGAGGAAAAGGAGAAAAAAGUGAAGGAGUUGCAAGAUAACAUAAAUGCAGUAAGCUUUACUACUCAAAGCAAGAUGGGGAAGAUGCUCAUGGCUAAAUGUAGAACUCUGCAGGAAGAAAAUGAGGAGGUUGGGAAUCAUGCUUCUGAGGGAAAGAUUCAUGAAUUAGCCAUGAAAGUUGCAUUGCAGAAGUCCCAGAAUGCACAAAUCAGAAGCCAGUUUGAAGGGUUGCAGAAACAUAUGCAAGGACUGACAAAUGACGUGGAAAGAUCCAAUCAAACGGUUGUAAUAUUGCAGGAAAAAUUACAAGAUAAGGAUCAGGAGAUUCAAAAACUGAAACAAAAGCUCCAACAAAAGAACUUGAUGAUGGAAGAUGGAAGAUCGGAUGCAGCAGAAAAUUUUAUUGAGUGUGAUAAGCCGGAAGUACCUAAGGAAGCUGCCAACUAGUAUAUCUGACGCCAAUUUUGCAGCAAACGUUCAUUUUUUUUUUCCGAUAUUUAGUUUUGCCGAUGAUUGUAAAUUUUAUAUAAAACAUUAUAACAUUUUUCUUUAAUUAUUA
Arachis duranensis is the source of this 819-nucleotide messenger RNA. Its product is annotated as FKBP12-interacting protein of 37 kDa. Gene Ontology annotation, cellular component: nucleus. Lineage: Eukaryota; Viridiplantae; Streptophyta; Magnoliopsida; Fabales; Fabaceae. The record is from RefSeq and is a predicted model, not a curated record. The transcript is spliced from 8 exons. Gene Ontology annotation, biological process: regulation of alternative mRNA splicing, via spliceosome. Bases 195 to 707 code for a protein of 170 amino acids.